Molecule: messenger RNA, 1467 nt
Organism: Ogataea polymorpha
Lineage: Eukaryota; Fungi; Ascomycota; Pichiomycetes; Pichiales; Pichiaceae
Exons: 1
Coding region: 1-891 (296 amino acids)
Biological process (GO): protein farnesylation; protein geranylgeranylation
Cellular component (GO): cytoplasm; protein farnesyltransferase complex; CAAX-protein geranylgeranyltransferase complex
Molecular function (GO): protein farnesyltransferase activity; CAAX-protein geranylgeranyltransferase activity
Source: RefSeq, a predicted model, not a curated record
AUGUACGACUAUUCGGACAUUGUGGUUGAAGAACCGGUCGAUCCCUCUCCACUGUGCCAGAUUCUUUAUUCUGAUGAGUUCAAACAGCUGAUUGGCAUAGCCAAAGCUCUGAUGCGCAGCAACGAGCAUUCGGAGAGAGCUUUGAAAAUCACCGAGAGAGUGAUCGAGAAGGUGGCUGCACAUUACACGAUCUGGUCGUACAGACUGUCAAUUGUCAAGGGCCUCCAAAACUACCCUCUUGACAAGGAACUCGAGUGGUGUGGGCAGAUUGCUGUGCAUAACCCCAAGAACUAUCAAAUCUGGCAUUAUCGUUCGCUCAUUAUUCAGCUGAUAUUAGAGCGAUUCGGUAGUUUCGAUUUGAAGCAAGAGUACCCAUUACUUGAGAAAAUGCUGGACCAGGACUCAAAGAAUUACCAUGUAUGGUCGUACCGUAGAUGGCUUGUUGAGAGAUUCGAUUUGUUCAGAGAUACGAACGAGCUCAAAUAUACAGGGAAAAUGUUGGAGGAAGAUGUGAGAAAUAAUUCAGCUUGGAAUCAUCGAUUUUUUGUGCUUCUAGGCGACAAAAAGACCCUCACAAAUGACCAAAUCCAGGCAGAGAUCGAGUACGUGACGGCAAAGGUUGAUAUUGCGCCUACCAACCCGUCUUCCUGGAAUUAUCUUAAAGGAAUCUACAACAAGCUAAAUAUGGAUGUCACGAACCUGCAACCUCUGGCGACAAAAUACUCUAAUUUGAAUUCGGUCCAUUCACAAUACGCAUUUGAGCUGCUUGCGGAGAUAUUUGAGAAGCAAAAGUUAUUUGAUCAAGCAAUCGAUGUUUAUGCUUUGUUGGAGGAAAAAGAUAGUAUACGAAAAAGAUACUGGAGAUGGAGAAGCAGCCGUCUCAGUUUCUAAGCGCGCGGAGUCUUUCAGAUAGUUUAUCCUCUUCAUGAGGGGCCUCUGUGGUUGGAAGCGAGGGCGUUGCAUCCACGUUGGUAUCACCAAUCUUGUGUUUCAACUCCAGUCCUGCCUCAUCUGCGAUUUGAUUCAUCAACUGGUCCACCUGAUCCUGUGGCUGGCUCACAGCAUUCAUGUCGUUAGACACAGUCUCGUAGUAGUUUGUACUACUUUCUAGGUCCUCAAACUGCUCCUCGAAUUUGUCCAUAACCAUUGUAAUUUUUUCUAAGUUCAUCGUCUCCAUUGCUUUGUCCAUGCCCCUAACGACAUGUGCCAUAUUGUUCGUGACGGAUCUCAUCGUAACAGCAGUCUGAAUUCGUGAAGCAACAGCAUCUAUACGCGACGCAAGCCUUAGCAAGUUUAAACGCUCUUGGCCCUUGCGAAUGGCAUUUUGAGCAUAUAUUUGAGCAAUGUCAUUGUUGCCUUGUAUCAGUGCUUUCUUGACUUUAUUCUUCUCAGCUUGCUCUUCUUUGCCAGUCUUUAUCGACUGCCUAGUCAGCUGCUUUGCAGUGAACUUCAGUUGGAAAAGCGAUU